Molecule: messenger RNA, 1844 nt
Organism: Raphanus sativus (radish)
Lineage: Eukaryota; Viridiplantae; Streptophyta; Magnoliopsida; Brassicales; Brassicaceae
Exons: 1
Source: RefSeq, a predicted model, not a curated record
GAUUGUUGUUGGACAGAUCCAAGAGUUUGAGGUUUUUCAGCCCUCUCAUAUCUACCAUGGUUCCUUUAAAAUAGUUACCAUUCAAAUCUAGAUAUUCCAUGGCGAGACAGCUUCCCAGGGAUGGUGGUACAUGACCAGUUAAUAGGCUGUGUGAAACAUUUAGUCCAGUAAGCCUGACCAAUUUUCCUACAUCACUUGGGAAAUUUCCAGUCAGAUUAUUAUUUGAAAGAUCCAAGGUAAGAAGAGAGGGAAGUUCCAUGAGUUCUUGAGGUAUGGAGCCAGACAGCAUAUUGAAAGAAAGAGCAAGGUUAGUAAGGUAACUGCAGUUUCCAAGACUGGAAGGGAUGCCUCCUUUGAAACUGUUUUGAUACAAAUAGAGUUGUGAUAUCAUACUGAGGUUCCCCAAGGAAGAUGGUAUGUCUCCUGACAUCAUGUUGGACUGUAAGUAGAGACUUUCUAACCUAGAAAGCUUCCCAAGGGAGGCGGGAAUUUCACCAGUCAAGAAGUUAUCUUCGACGUUGAACGACAUGAGGCGUUCGAGGUUUCCAAUGUCAAGAGGAAUGCGCCCAGAAAGGAGGUUUCCUCCAAGGGAGACAUGACUCAAUUGCGUGGAGAGAUUGGAUAUGGAAAGAGGCAAGAUGCCCCCAAGUCUGUUGUAGCCAACACCAAGAUUCCGCAGUUGAGUGCAAUUGUUCAAACUGCUAAGAAAAUCAAUAUCUUUGGUGGUGUAACUUCCCAAAUAAUUACCACUGAGGACAAGCCAUUCCAGGUUAUAUAAUUUUCCAAAACCCAUAGGGAUGCUUCCGGCCAUGUAACACAUCCCAAUAUGCAAUUUCCUGAGGGAUGAUAUAUUGGCCAGUGAAGAUGGAAUCUCCCCUUCAAAAUUGUUCCCUCCCAAAAAUAACACUUGAAUGUCAGGAAAAAUCAUGUCGAAAUCAUGCAUGAGUUUACCAGAGAAAUUGUUUAGAGGGAUGGAUAAAAACACAAGGGACGACAUGUUACGUAUAGGAUGAGGAAAGACGCCCGAAAAGUUGUUUGCUGCUAUUCGGAGAAACUUCAUACGUGUCAGUCUAGACAUGCUGUACGGGAUAUGUCCUUCCAUGUGGUUAUACUCGACAUCAAGCUUCUCUAGUGAUGUUACAUUCCCGAGAGACGCUGGUAACUUCCCUGUCAGGUUGUUUGCACGGAGAGACAGAAGGAUAAGAGAAGAAAGUGAGCCUAGUUCAGAAGGAACUUCAUUCUCAAGAUUGUUGGAGGAGAGAUCGAUGGUCCGUAGGGUAGAAACAGUUGGAUAUGCCUAGCGGAAUCCCGCCUCCAAGAACGUUAUUGCUCAGGUUCAAGUGUCGGAGCCUAAACAGUUUCUCUACCUCACGAGGGAUACCACCACUGAAAUAGUUGUUUGAGAGGGUAAGAGAUGCGAGGAAAGAGAGGUUACCGAUAGAGGGCGAGAUAACACCGACUAGUUUCAUCUCGCUAAGGUCCAAACCAGUGACUCUCUUGUGUUUCGGGCUACAUGUAAGUCCAGUCCAGUUGCAUAAAGCAAAGGAGUCAUUCCAUGAAGCCAGUACAACCCGGCUGUUGUAUGGUAGAUGUGAUCGGACUUCCACCAGUGCUUGUUUGUCCGUCUGAUCAUUAUUGUUGAAUUUUGAGGCCUGACAUGAGAUCACAAGAGCAAGUAAAUGAAAUAGCAUAAGGCUCAUACUAGGACGAUACAUUUUGAAAACAACUGUUUUUUUCUGUUGUGUUGGAAACACAGGCUCUAUCUUUGUUUUGUAUGAAAAUGAAGACAACUACUUCUGUAUUCUCUUCACACCUUGCGAGGGAAGAAAUUAUUCCAAAAGAAC